Centropristis striata (black sea bass) is the source of this 971-nucleotide messenger RNA. RefSeq names its product fibroblast growth factor 6-like. Gene Ontology annotation, molecular function: fibroblast growth factor receptor binding; growth factor activity. The record is from RefSeq and is a predicted model, not a curated record. Lineage: Eukaryota; Metazoa; Chordata; Actinopteri; Perciformes; Serranidae. Gene Ontology annotation, biological process: fibroblast growth factor receptor signaling pathway; positive regulation of gene expression; regulation of cell migration. The transcript is spliced from 3 exons. Bases 151 to 780 code for a protein of 209 amino acids. Gene Ontology annotation, cellular component: cytoplasm.
AGAUCCCGGAUCAGAUCCCGGGCUAUGGGGCCCUGAUCUGCCUUGAUCCCACAACCAGCCUUCACCAGCACCAUGCCAAAGGACAAACAAUAAGAAGAGUUGCAUUUUUAGGGCAGGUAACUUUGACCACGUGCCCCAAAGGUGAGCUGGAUGGCCACUGCGCUAAGGUGCGUCCCCAGUAUGUCCAGGACCAGCGGGACCAGGACGCUCUGGACGCUGCCGGCACUUCUUCUUCUGUGGACUUCUCUCUGGGGGGUCGCUGCGGCUUAUCCGCUUCCCAGCAGGACUAAUGCGACUUUUUUGGAGAAGAAGUGGGAGACGCUGUUCUCGCGCUCCUACCUGGGGAUAAACGGGGGCAGAGCGGAGCUGAACUGGGAGAGCGACUAUCUGCAGGGCAUCAAGAGAGUGCGGCGGCUCUACUGCAACGUGGGCAUUGGGUUUCACCUGCAGGUGCUCCCGGACGGCAGGAUCAGCGGAGCGCACAGUGAGAACCAAUACAGUCUGAUAGAGAUCUCCACCGUGGACCGAGGAGUCAUCAGCAUGUUCGGGGUGAGCAGCCAGCUGUUUGUCGCAAUGAACAGCAGGGGAAGGUUAUACGGAACGAGAGUCUUUGUGGACGAGUGCAAGUUCAAGGAGACGUUGCUGCCCAACAACUACAACGCCUACGAGUCUUUUGUUUACCGGGGCUUCUACGUGGCCCUCAGCAAGCACGGCCGCGUGAAGCGAGGCAACAAGGCCACGCCCGCCAUGACCGUCACACACUUCCUCCCGCGGCUAUGAGACAAACUGGCAAUAACUCACUCAUUUGCACACGUGGAUGUUCUUCCAGGUAAAGAGAUGCAUCGUCACGAUAUGCACCGAUGGACUGCGAGAGAAACACAAAUAUUUAUUCUGUUUAUAUAUAUAUGUAUAUUUGGAUAGCUAUCUUUGUAUAUGUACUGUGCUGCUUAUUGUUUUUAUGGACGGGGAGA